Molecule: messenger RNA, 516 nt
Organism: Lasiodiplodia theobromae
Lineage: Eukaryota; Fungi; Ascomycota; Dothideomycetes; Botryosphaeriales; Botryosphaeriaceae
Exons: 2
Coding region: 1-516 (171 amino acids)
Cellular component (GO): membrane
Source: RefSeq, a predicted model, not a curated record
AUGGCGCCAAACUCCUCCCGCCGCGCCACCGCCGCCGCCACUGCCACUGGCAUGCUCGACCAGUACUGGGAACCGACCGGCCUCUGCGGGCUAAUCGCGCGCACGACGCUGCGCACCACCCAAUUCGUCCUCGCCAUCAUCGUCGCGGGCCUGUACGGCGCCGACCUCGCGCACAACACGCAGACGAGCACGCACGCGCCGACCAACUGGGUCUACGCCGAGGUCGUGGCGGCGCUGUCGGCGCUGACGUGUGCCUACCACUGCUUCGUGACGGUCAAGGUCGUGGCGUGGUGCGUGUGGGACGGCGUCGUCGCCGUGCUGUGGGCCGCCCACUUCGGCGUCUUCGCCUCGACGUACUUGGGGGCGAGACCGGAGGGAGAAGGGGGCGAGGAGUGGGAUCUGACGACGGAUGUGAGGAGGAUGAAGGUUGGCAUGGGGAUCGGAUAUAAGUUAAUGGGGGGCGAGAAUGAGUCCGAGGAUGUGGAGAUGGGGCCGCCGCGUGGGAAGGAAGCCUGA